Messenger RNA from Drosophila serrata, 1663 nucleotides. RefSeq names its product venom serine carboxypeptidase. Gene Ontology annotation, molecular function: serine-type carboxypeptidase activity. The record is from RefSeq and is a predicted model, not a curated record. Gene Ontology annotation, biological process: proteolysis. NCBI's taxonomy places the organism in Eukaryota, Metazoa, Arthropoda, Insecta, Diptera, Drosophilidae.
ACCCUGCGAACUGACCGCUACGGCUGCACUGAAAAUAAUCCGUUGCGUAGUCGACGUAUUUUGCCGGCUUGCGAAAAGAGACGAAUUGCAAGAACUUUGAUUAUUUAUAAAAAAAAAACUGAAUACUCUUAUCAGCCGAUUGUUCAAGCAGAACAGCCGAACGAUGAAUAUUGCAACUCAUUGCGCAUUUUUAAUAGUGGUGGCUAUAUGCAGCGCCGUGGGAGAAGGGGGGCGCCCUUCCUAUAGAAGAAGCUUUAUCAAUCCGUAUCCGCGAUACCGGUAUUUCGAGGACGGUGUCGAUCCUGGUGAGCCUCUUUUCCUCACGCCGCUGAUCAACAAUGCCUCCAUGCCCAAGGCGGAUGUGCAGAAGCUGGCCCGCGUCAUCGGCUCGCAGUUUCAUGGUGUGGAGAGCUACUCCGGCUACCUGACAGUGGAUCCGGGCUACAACUCUAACAUGUUCUUCUGGUACUUCCCUGCCGAGCAGGAGCCAGAAUAUGCCCCUGUGGUUCUCUGGCUUCAGGGCGGCCCAGGAGCCUCUUCUUUGUUCGGUUUGUUUACUGAAAACGGUCCCAUCGAGCUGGACAGCCAUGGAAAACCACAGAGGCGUAACUGUACCUGGAGCAAGACACACAACCUGAUCUAUAUCGACAAUCCCGUGGGAACCGGAUUCAGUUUUACCGAUAAUGAGGCGGGCUAUGCCAAGAACGAAAGGGAUGUGGGCCGCAAUCUCCACGAGGCCGUGAUGCAGCUGUACGAGCUAUUUGAAUGGAGCAACUCCACUGGGUUCUGGGUCACAGGCGAGUCCUACGCCGGCAAGUAUGUGCCAGCCUUGGCUUACCACAUUCACAAGGUGCAGAAUGCCAUCGAGACGCGAGUCUAUGUGCCGCUCAAGGGGGUGGCCAUUGGAAACGGACUGUCGGAUCCACUACACCAGCUCAAGUACGGCGAUUAUCUCUACCAACUGGGUCUAAUCGAUGACAAUGGCUUGCGGAGUUUCCACGAAGCCGAGGCGAAGGGAGCCGAAUGCAUCAAGAAGCAUGACAUGGAGUGUGCCUUUGACGUCUUUGACUCACUGAUCAACGGGGAUUUAACCAAUGGCUCCCUGUUUAGUAACCUUACGGGCUACAACUGGUACUACAACUACCUUAAGACGCACGACGACGAUGGCGCCGGAUUGGGCGACUUCCUACAGGCAGGCGCCACACGUCGGGCCAUCCAUGUGGGUAACAAACCGUUCCACGAUCUGGACAAGGAAAACAAGGUGGAAAUCCAUUUAAAGAAGGACGUCAUGGACACCGUGGCUCCCUGGAUUGCUGAACUGCUGGCUCACUACACUGUGUGCAUCUAUAGCGGCCAAUUGGACAUAAUUGUGGCUUAUCCGCUGACUCGCAACUACCUCAAAGAACUCAAGUUCCCGGGCUCUGACAAGUACAAAGUGGCUCCUCGAGAGAUCUGGCGCAUCGAUAACGAGGUGGCUGGUUAUGUGAAGCAUGCCGGCCACUUGGUGGAGAUCAUGGUGCGUAAUGCUGGUCACAUGGCUCCCCACGAUCAACCCAAGUGGCUAUACGAGAUGAUCAAUCAUCUUACUCACUACAAGCACUAGGAGUCGGAUACUCAAAGGUGUGGCGUCUCAACAUUUGGCAUUCUUUUAAAAUUUCUAUAU